This is a messenger RNA of Lethenteron reissneri (Far Eastern brook lamprey), 7353 nucleotides long. Its product is annotated as cytochrome P450 2C20-like. Lineage: Eukaryota; Metazoa; Chordata; Hyperoartia; Petromyzontiformes; Petromyzontidae. Gene Ontology annotation, cellular component: cytoplasm; intracellular membrane-bounded organelle. The record is from RefSeq and is a predicted model, not a curated record. Gene Ontology annotation, biological process: xenobiotic metabolic process. Gene Ontology annotation, molecular function: iron ion binding; oxidoreductase activity, acting on paired donors, with incorporation or reduction of molecular oxygen, reduced flavin or flavoprotein as one donor, and incorporation of one atom of oxygen; heme binding.
AAACGGUUGUCACUUUAAUGAAAUCCAGACACAGUACCUUGCAAGUUGGGCACCAUAUGCGUUGAAACUACUGCAUAUGACAGAGACUGUCACCAUCUGACACUUUCUUAGCUCGAGGAAUGAGCGUCUUGAUAAGAGAAGAUUUCUGUGCGGGGUGAUGGUGUGACUGCAUUCAGAUAGAACACUGUCCUCAUCAAAAAUCAAGACAAGUACUCAUCUUACUACAUCACACAACCUGCAGUACAGUAUGGGCCAACUUCUGGACACAACUGCUGCUGCUCAGGAAUGGAGCUCUUUCUUGGGGCACCAGGCACUGAUCAGCCUGGCCAUAUUUUGCAUAAUUUUCCUGGUUCUUCGGGCUAUACUCCAGGAGGUAAAGGCAACUAAACGCCCAUUGGACUUUCCUCCUGGCCCAAAAGUGAUACCAUUUUUAGGGAAUGUGCCUCUGUUUAAGAAACCCGAUGUUGCCAUAGAGGAAGUUACGAAACAGUAUGGAGAGGUGUGCAGCGUAAUGGUGGGCAAGAUUUCCAUGGUGUUUGUGAGUGGCUACCAGGCAGUAAAAGAGGUCCUAGUGCAUCAAGGGCAUGAGUUUGCAGACCGGCCAAACAUCCCCCUCAACAAAAAAGUCAACGGAGGCCUAGGCAUUAUUUUUGCUCCAUAUGGAAAAUAUUGGAUGCAACAUCGUAGGUUCACUCUGUCAACAUUGCGGAAUUUUGGACUUGGUAAGUCAUCCAUAGAACAAACCAUUCAGGCAGAGGUUGGCUUCUUAAUUGAGGCAUUUAAACAGAAAGGAUCGGCAUUUGACCCUCACUAUAACUUAAACAGUGCUGUGGGAAACAUAAUUUGUUCCAUGGUGAAAGGGAAACGGUAUGAAUACAGUGAUAAGCAGUUCCAUGAUUUUUUGCACCUCAUUGAAAACAAUCUUCAGCUCCAAUCAGGGCUGCUGGGAACUUUAUGCAACUUCUUUCCCUUCUUGAUGGAUUUUCCUGGACCGCAGCAGAGAAUAUUCACAAACAUGGCAAAAUCUAAACAGUUUAUUCGUGAUAUAAUAUCUGAACGCCAUGCAACAAGAGAUCCCCUCAAGCCAAUGUGCCUGAUUGACACCUACUUGUCUCAAUUGGAGAAAGAGGACAAUCCCAACAGCAGCUUCUCAGAACAGAGUCUCAUCAUGUUGACGUUGGACCUUUUCACUGCUGGCGCAGAGACGACCUCCACCACAUUACGCUGGGGCCUUCUCUACAUGAUGAUGCACCCUGAAAUACAAGCCCAGUGCCAUGAUGAGAUUGACAAGAUUGUGGGAUCAGAUCGACUACCAUGCAUGGAGGACAGACACAGUCUGCCCUACCUGGAUGCUGUGAUCCAUGAGAUACAGCGCUUCAGUAACAUUGUUCCAUUCUCGGCCCCGCAUGCAACCACCACAGACGUCAAGUUACGCCAGUACUCGAUUCCAAAAGGGACGAUCAUAAUGGUGAAUAUGAAAUCGGUUCUGAGUGAUGAAAAUCAUUGGAAAACCCCAUACGAAUUCAGUCCAGAAAACUUCCUUGAUGAGGAUGGCAAGUUUGUAAAGUCAGAUGCCUUCCUGCCCUUCUCUGCUGGUCCCCGUGUCUGCCUGGGGGAAAAUUUAGCAAAAAUGGAGCUCUUCCUUUUCUUUGCAUCUCUUUUGCAGCAUUUUGAGUUUAUCUGGCCUGAUCUGGUCUCUCCACCAACCCUGGAUUAUAUAUUGCAGAUCACCAAGGCUCCAAAAUCUUACAAAUUGGGGCUUCAUCUCCGCAAUUGAACAUAGUUUAAAGAGUGCUAUAGUGUGUGCUGGUUUGAGUCUAUAAUGUCCAAGCACACAUGCACGCAUUGGAAAUAGGUUAUGUUAAAAAAAAAUACAUCACGAUAGGUGAAAGAAAUGGUAUAAAUCUGUUGUACAACAAUGAGUGAAUCAAUUUAACUUUUUCUAGUAAAUCGUUUAAUCAUGUUACGUUAGUUUAUAGAUAGAGAUGAUAGUUUUCUACAAACAUCUUCCAUUACUUCAGCGAAUUUGCCCAAAAAUAGUUAACCUUCAUUUCAUACAUUCUUUCACAAGUCACCCGGGGCCCGAGUACAUAAAUGUAGAAAUAGAUAAUGAGACAAUGCUCCCCUGUUCAUAGUCUAUUUAUAGGUGGCAGUGAAAUUUCUGGUGACAAUUACAUUGUGACUUUUUUCAACCAUUUUAUACAUGCAGUAAAUGCAUUAGAAAACAUAUAUAGACACCAUUACAAUAGAAACAACUAACGACUCAGCUGUCUUCAUAGGCUUGGAUAAGGCAUUGAUACAAUUGAUCACCAAAUCCUGUAAACCAAGUUAGUGAUAUUGGACUUAUUUAAGUAGCAGUAGGUUGGUGUCUAAAUUACUUUGAUAGUAGAAAACAAUGCGUAACAUUGGUCAAUCCUUCCUCUGGGUUUAAAAAACAAACACAUGCCAAACAGCCACUCAAUUACAACCACAGAAAACAACCGCUCAAAUAACCACGACUAUAAACAACUAUUACCACUAAAACACAUCAACAAAUGCACAUGACAACCACAAAAUAACGCAAAAAUAAAUCCACAAUCAAAUCCUCAAACACAAGUAUACAUUCUAGAUUUGAAGCUUUCGUGACUGCAAGGAUUCUUACUCUUAGUUCUUUCGGUAAAGUCACGUAGAUAAAAAAUGAAAUUAAAAUUAAUAAAAAUAAAACAAUAAAAAUCACGACGUUUCGGAAGCAACACAAGUCUCCGUCAUCAGGAGGGACCGUCACAGCCAGAUUUGCUGCAUUUUUUACCUACGUGACUUUACCGAAAGAACUAAGAGUACAAGUAUACAUGUCAUUGUUAUUGCCUUAUACAAAAUGCAACACUGGUGUUUAUUCGUAUCUUACAUACUUGUCUCAAACUAUUUGGUAAUACCGUGUGAGCAAUGAUGCACAGGCACAAAUAAGAAAAUAACUCAAUAUGAUACUGGCAAAAACAUUUUGGAUAGUGGCUAAAAGGUCCCAUAGAGAAACAAAAAUCACAUCGUUAAUAAUUCUGCCUAACCGGAAACAUUAUAAACGAUGUUUUAGGCAAUGGGUGUUCUUAAUAUCAGAUAUUAUAGAGAGGGAAGAUAAAUAAAGAGCAUAAGAGUUGGAGACUGGACUUUACUUAUAAUAAUUACAUUGAUAAAUGUAUUCCUGAUGAACAGUAUUUAAAUUUGCAUAUGAAGAGUGACCUUUAUAAAAAAAAAUCUCAUCAGGCUCCAUAGUAUAAAGUGGUCUAACUCUUAACCAUACAAAAUUACGUCGAACUUUAUUUUCCAAGCAAUCAGUAUAAGUUUCCCAUUACAUCUAUCUGAUUUGUUCAUGCUGGAACCGCCCUUGUAUUCUGAUACGCAACAACUGUAAUGUUAUUUUUUAAUAUAAAUUUCUUUACCUCCUUAGAUAGUUCGCAAGAGCCAUGCAUGGCUAGUUGCCCUCCAGUAACAAAUAGUGUCCACACUUCCCCACGUAAGAGGCAAUUCUGAAGAUCAUUGUGGGGUAUCACCUCCCUAUGUUCUCGUUGACGUGAUCCUUAUAUCCCUUCCACUUCAAACCAAAUGUAUUUAUUAUGCCAUCGAAUGUAUCAAACGGUAUAAAAACUCAAUACAGGUAGUCCCCGACUUACGAUGGCCCGACUUACGAUAUUUCGAUCAUACGAUGGCGAUAGCGAUACGACAAAAUUGUUAAAUAUUUUUCAUUUCACGCGGCAGGCAAACGCAGCAGUGUACGAGGUACGAUACUGUACGUUGGGACGCUGCCGGGAUGUACGCAUGUUAAAAGGUUUGAUAGCAGAUAGGAUUGUUUCCUGAAAAAAACUUUCUAUUAAAUUGCGGUUCAUAUAGGUAGGCUAAGAAUUUACCCUGUUUUUUUACUUUACAUUUUACUGUGCAAUACAGUAUUGUAAUUAAUAAAUACAUACAGUACAUAGUUUAUACAGUACGGUACUGUAAAUUGCUCUGUUUUGCUAAAUUAUCACCAUUCUUUAAGACUCCUGGGUAGACUAGGCCAUCUUCGACUUACGAUAUUUUUGACUUACGAUCGAGUCGUAACGCAUCUCCAUCGUAACUCGGGGACUACCUGUAUUUCAAGAGUCGCAAUAACGGCAUGAAGCAGUCCUUAAAGAGCCGCAUCCGGCUAAAGAGCCACAGGUUGCCAACCUCUGAACUGGUAUAUUGCUGCAGUCUCAUGAGUGCAGUAAGUACUCCAUUUUGACUUAAGACUUUCGUGAAUGCAGGAUUUCAUAUUCCAUUGUUCUUUCGGUAAAGUCACGUAGAUAGAAAAAAUAACAAUAAAAUAAUAUUCACUUAAUUGUUUUUAUUUUAUUGUUAUUUUUUAUACGUGACUUUACUGAAAGAACCAUAGAAUGUGCAGUAAGUACUGUCAGUCUCAAACUGAAGGUUGUUAGUUAAAUCCCUAGUUUACUCUUAAAAAGCCAGUAUAAACGAACAAGAUUAACCUAAUGGCAGAAUUUGUUUUGAUUGCUCCAAAGAAAAGAAUACAUCACUGUAGGUGUCUUCAUUGGGAUAAUUUAUGAUAAAGUCACGAUUACUAUAAUGAAUAGAGAAACCCAACAUGUUUUGCAUUAGUUGAUUAACAGUAGAAACCAACUUACAUUUUGUAGUAGAAUAUAUGUGAGUGUUUGGUAGAAUUUUUUUAGCUUGCAGGAUUGAUAUCGAUCGAUGUUUAUUUUCCCAACAAAAUGCCAUGGCACUGUUAUGGAAAUAAAACAUUUAGUGUAAAGUAGGAUUAAAUAUGAAUUGCCCCAAUCAUAUUAGGCAUUUUUAAACUCAUUGCAAUGGUGAUGAGGAAAAUUCGAAAUUAAUUGUUCAUUGCUAUUUGAGAAUAUAUUUGAUUAAGGAAACAAUACCAGAGACGGGAGUCUAACUUGACGUGAUAGCUACUUCACAAUGAAAACUCGAGGUUAGCUCAGAUCUUGGAAUGUGCCGGAUAUGCUCUCUACUCCGAGUGGCAAUUAUAGUGACAUACUUUGCCCGCAUUAGGCAGAGAAUGCGAGCUAAGAAAUACGCAAACUUUAUUUCUGAAAAAGGAAGACAUUGAUGGCUGAGAUGUGGAGGUCCAAUUACAUUUUCAGGAUCUUCAUGGCCUCACAAGAGUUUGUUAUACGAGUGGGUUGCAUUCUGAGCAAGAGACCAGAUGGAGUGGAGUGGCCCAAAAUGCUAGAAGAAGCCCAGAGGUGGGCCAGAGAGCCAGGGGCCCAGAAUGAGCAGAGCAUGGCAGAUGAGGGUCAGAUCCAAGAAGAUCCAGAGGAGCCAGGGGCAACCGUGAUGUUCACAUUAGCUGGGUAGCUUGCGCACCCGUGCUUGUAAGGCUGACCUUGAUCGAAGCCGUACAUUGCACGAGAGGUAUCGUGAUAAAGUUGUGAAGGAAUUGCGGUGAAGCAGUGGAGAAGCUCAAAGCUAAUUGUCAGGAUUCCAGUUUUUAAAGAGUAUAGAGACGAUACAUACGAAAAGUGAGAUUAAGGAGACUCAAAGUUAGUGCUGCAGAAGAAAUCUGAGGAAACAGAGAAGACAUUUGCCUACUGAAAAAGGAAACACAUUUGAGGUGGAUAGAGGUUAACACGAAACCAUAUUGUGCUAGGUCACAAACUAAAGAAAGUGACUGUAAAACUACAAGUAUGUGAAUAAUUAUCACGGUGAAGUCAUGUAUGUACGUCGGACGUUCAAAGGAGGCCAACAUAAUCGUUCUACACAUCGUCAAGACUCAAGACCCAACCACACCCGGCCAGUCACCAGCUGCAUCAACCACCUGGCUGCCAUGCCGUCAUCCAUAAAGCUGCCGUCUUUGCAUGUCAGGAGACAUUGUGUGCGAACGGCAUUUAAACAAAAACGUAUUUUACUCAUCAAUUAACUUCAGUCACCAGUCAGAAGCUUCCUACACUUCUGCCGUGUCGCCUCAACUGUGGUGUACGAGGCCAUCUGCUACAGACUGUACAUUGAAAUAAAUACGAAUUCACAAUUAUCACACCCUGACAUACUUAACCAAUCAUCAGGAUUUCAUUAUCACAUAUUAUAUUGACAUUCAGCGGAACGUAGAAACUAACGAGUUCGUGGCGCCAAUGAUAUUCUGAAUUUACUAUACACCAACAACAUUAAGUGUGCUUCAUACUGAGAAAGAUGGCGGCAGUUGGCAGCAACAGUCAUCUGCUCAAUCCCUAAUUUCCCUCCUCCAUCCCUUUACCUCCCCUACCUGAACCUCCUUGUCUCUUCCCCUGCCGUCUUCUCGUCCACCACCACUAUAUUUUAGGCAUACAAUUUCUUCAUUAUUUUGGUGAUGUCCGUGUUUUGGUUUGUUUGGAGGCACCGCUCUCGUACCUGCUGCCUGCUCCUGCGCCAACUGACGCAUCCGUUUGGUAGCCCGGGUUAUUCACUGUGGUGCAGCAUCGCUCGCGCUGCACGACUUACCCGUUAUCCCGUGCGACCGGUGGGUCGCUUCGUCACCCACAUCCGGUGGCUCCUUCGGUGGGCCAUGCAACCACCGGGGGGGGCUUUGGCUGCCCGAGGUCAACGGGGUUUUGUGCGGUCCCCGAGAUGGAAGGGACCUGCAGCCGGGAUCUUUCCGGGGGAGUCUUUCACCGUGUCGGCGUGCGGAGCAUGGUUGGGAGCACUCCGCGAUCUUCCUCGUUGCGAGCUUGGCCCGGAAUUCUGCUAAAUCGCAGGGAAGUGGACGUCAUCGACGGAGAGACUCGCUCGCGGAGGCCCCCUUUCCUCGCCUGCCCCGACCCCCUUUGUCUUCCCAAUGAAAUGCCUCAACACUUUUCCACCCCCCAGAUUUCCGUUGCUCUCCAGCUACGACCAGGCCUACCCCAAUACCCUCCUUAUGACUCCUGCCGGUUCUGAUGUCACUAAAAUUACACCACCACUUUUAAUAACCCCAUUCUUCAUCUCAAACUGCUAUCUUACGUACAAUUUUAUAAUAGCUGUAAAGCACCUUGGAAAUGGCGCAAUAUAUAUUUCAAUAAGAUAUCUUGAAAGCUGAUUGCAUUUGUUGAAUUAUGUGCCUUGUAAUAAUCAUAGCGUGUACUGGGUGAUACCUUUAUUAACCCGAAUUCUGAGUUAAGUCAUUGGUUUGUUUUAGUUGUGUAACAUGACCAUCCACAACUUUAAAGCUUUGGCUCAAGUGUUCGGAUAUCAAAAUAAUUUACUAUUCUGUAAUGAUCACAAUCGCUAUGUUGUUUCUAUUGUGUUGUAAAAAAUAUGAAAAUGUUAAAAUGGUAAUUGUGGAAUGUUAAUGUAUUCAAAUGUUGAUUAAAUGCGUUUUGUUAAUGCAUAAUUAUUGCGCGUAAAUUAAUCAUUGAUUGGUAUGCAUCUUCUUAU